AUGCCGAACCUCGUCGCCAUCGACGUGUCGGUCAUCGACGACCGCAUGCGGUUGGUCUUCUCAGACCGAGCCGUCGCAGCUGCCUACGCAGCCUAUCUCCGCGCUCAAGACCUACGGCCACCGCAGUAUCAAACGAUUCCGGGGUAUCAGCGGUCGCCACAACUUCACACAAGUUCGAAGGAGGUCACCCUAUCGCUGCCGAACUUUAUCACCUGGUUCAUCACCUGCCGGCUUCCGGACGACGAGGAUGCCGUAACGUUCACAUUCAUGGACCAACACGCCGCACUUGCCGCCCGAUGGGCGGACGCCAUGCUUCUGUUUGAGCACGUACCCCAGGUAGCCUCCCCACCAUCAACGCCUGGCCGCCAUAACCACCACUCUUCCCACUACUACGACGACGACGAAGACGACGCCAAUGAGAACCGCCACCGCUCCAACUCCCACUCCCGCCCUCACCCGCAAUCCCGCUCCGGCUCCUAUCUACAACACCACCAGAACCCUCACUCGCCCACUCCCAUUCCAGCGCCCGCCAAGCAACUGCACGUGCGCCGGCUCUGGAACCGCAGCCACAUGCUGAAGCGGCUCGAGGAACUCCGCCGACGGACGCCCACUGUCCGGAGCAGGGUCAACAGCCCGGUGUGGAACAGCAUGAUUGCUAGCGGCGGACUACCUCGGUCACCGGGGUCGGCUACUUCGGCGUCCGGGCUGGGCUCGACCGGGAGCGGUUAUGGAUUUGGGAGCGGUAAUGGCAAUGGGUAUAGUAGCGGUAAUGGGAAUGGGUAUGGUGUUGGGAAUGGAUAUGGCAGUGGUAUGGUAAAUGGGGGCGGAAACGGGUAUGGUGGGGGGUAUGCAAACGGAAAUGGAAGUGGAAGUGGGAAUGGGUACGGCUCGAGCUCCGGGUCGCCGACACAUGGGGGUCGGACAGCGGUCGCCGUGACCGGGCCUGGUGGGGUUGGGCAGCGAGGGGAUAUUUGGUGGUGA
This is a messenger RNA of Dichotomopilus funicola, 981 nucleotides long. RefSeq lists its product as uncharacterized. The coding region runs from base 1 to 981 and encodes 326 amino acids. NCBI's taxonomy places the organism in Eukaryota, Fungi, Ascomycota, Sordariomycetes, Sordariales, Chaetomiaceae. The record is from RefSeq and is a predicted model, not a curated record. The transcript has 2 exons.